Molecule: messenger RNA, 975 nt
Organism: Prunus armeniaca (apricot)
Lineage: Eukaryota; Viridiplantae; Streptophyta; Magnoliopsida; Rosales; Rosaceae
Source: the annotation of a GenBank genome assembly
AUGGCGGUUUCUUCAUCUCCGAUUCUCUCUCCAUUCGGAGUGAAUAUAAUAUCUCCGGACUUUGGCUCGUCUUCUACCGGUCUUCCCCGCUUCAAUUUCUGCUCCAUACAACGCAACAAUCGACGGCCAUCCCCUGUCAUCGUCCUCUCUUCGAAGUCGAGUAAGGAAUCGUGGAGUCAGGCCAAGCGAGUGUUGAUGGAGCAGUACGGUUUCAACCCCGACGAGGCCUUAUCUGAGCCGUCUCCGAAGAGCAAGAGGAAGAAGGAGCUAAAAGAGGCAGGAAAAGACAAGCAAAUCUCACCAAAGGAGCCUAAGCCCCCGCGAACUACCCAUAAGUUGCUUACGGUGCUUGGAGGAAAGGCUCGAAGAAUGAAGUUGCUCUCUCCAAAGGGCAUGGAUGUACGCCCAAUGAUGGAGGUCGUCAAAGGUGCAGCCUUUGAUAUCCUGCAGGCUGCCGGUGGCUGUCCUGCAUCCUUAAGGCCUGGCCGUUGGUUAGACUUGUACAGUGGUACAGGAUCUGUUGGAAUUGAAGCUAUUAGUCGAGGAUGUUCUGAGGUACAUUUUGUUGAGAUGGAUCCAUGGGUCGUUUCAGAUGUUUUACGUCCAAACUUGGAAUGGACUGGGUUUCUUGAUGUUUCAGUUAUACAUACUGUUCGCGUUGAAAAGUUCAUAGAACGUGCAAAGCAACUUGCAGGUAAAGAACCAUUUGAUUACAUUAGUGUUACCCCUCCGUAUAUGGAAGUUGACUAUGCUGUACUCAUGGAUCAAAUAUCAAAUUCAGCCUUAGUUGGAGAAGAUACCUUUAUAGUAGUUGAGUACCCACUAAGGACUGACAUGCUGGAUUCAUGUGGAUGCCUUGUGAAGAUAACCGAUCGUCGGUUUGGUAGGACACACUUGGUUAUUUAUGGACCCAAGUGGGCCGAGAAGACGAAGAAGAAAGAAAAGUUACUUCGGGGAGUAGCAGUAGAAGUUUGA